Babesia microti strain RI is the source of this 378-nucleotide messenger RNA. RefSeq lists its product as hypothetical. Bases 1 to 378 code for a protein of 125 amino acids. The transcript is spliced from 5 exons. Lineage: Eukaryota; Apicomplexa; Aconoidasida; Piroplasmida; Babesiidae. The record is from RefSeq and is a predicted model, not a curated record.
AUGCCUGGCAACGAUUAUCCAUUAAUCAAAACUCACACUUUCGUCAUAGAUAAUUUUACAUACAAAGCUAGUGCAAUCUUUUACAGUGAUACUGUACAAUUAUUCGUGACAUUUGAUGGGAAAAUUGGGAACCUUGUCCAAUCUAGCUACAAUUUUGGAUGUUACGAUUGUAAAACACUAUUAGGCGAUAGAUCUCAGGAAUUUAAGGCUUUGUGUCGCUGUCUGAUUGAGAGGUACAAGGACUUCGCAUCAAUAAAAUCUCCCUUGGAGACCGAGUUGUAUCUACUUUUAUGUAUAAAGUUGCACGAAAACACAGAAUAUUCAAAUAAGCUAAUCCUCAAAGAAUUAUCUACUUUUUUUACGACACCAAAUGUAUAA